GCGGGAAAUGCGAAUAAGGCGCAUCCAUGAUGUUGGGUUCAUUGACCCACAAAUCCUUAAUUCAUAUGUGUUAGAACUCCACCCCGCCGACGUGGAGGAUGACCUGUGGCGGUUUCUUAGAAAACAGGAACUCAAAAGUGAUAUUCUAUUUCCUUACCAUUUUGGGUUCCACUGGAUUCUGCUAGUAAUUCAAAUUCAGAACUCCACAGUUCUCGUCCACGACUCUCUGAAUAUGGAUUCGGCGCUUUGGGCCGACAUGAGAAAAAUGAUGCAAAAGGUUUGGAGACGGUUCGUAGAUCAAAAGGUCGGUGAAUUCAAAAAAGAGCUACAAUUUAAAAGGGCAAAGAAUGCGACUGGGGAUAUUCAGCCACCGGGGACCAAUCUAUGUGGAUACUAUGUUUGUGAGAGGAUCCGGAGAUACACCACUGAGCGGCAGCCGUCUGAGAACAACAUCAAGAGGAUUAACCUCCGGACGACGCUUAGUCCAGAAGCUCGCUUCCGACCACUUCAAGAGGAAUUAGCUGGAUGGUUGGCGAGGGAAGUCAUCGAUCCUAGAGGAGAACACUAUGUAGAGGACGUAGAACUUUAUAUGCACUAA
This is a messenger RNA of Lolium perenne, 598 nucleotides long. The record is from RefSeq and is a predicted model, not a curated record. Lineage: Eukaryota; Viridiplantae; Streptophyta; Magnoliopsida; Poales; Poaceae.